AUCUGUAAUCGAUGUCGAACUAUAUUUAUAUUCCGACAUCAACUACAAGAUUCUUUUUUAACCAUGUCGAACAGUAGUAUAAUUUCAAAACAGAACAGAUUGUCUUAAAUAUUGAAGUUAUCCUUGUAAGAGUCGUGUACCUAUUCAUUACAUUUGGAAUUACACACGACAGUAAAGUUUUGAAUGUGGUGCGAAUAUAAUAAUGAAAAUGGACGAGAAAAGUGAAACUUACUACCAUUGUAUAUUAUGCGCCCAGCUAGAAUGUACCAGUAAAUUAAUCUCAUUGCAAUCAGACGAUGAGGUGUUUCACAAAACUAUUGUAAAAUUGUCACGUUUAAAUAUUUUGUACGAUUACGACGAAACACUUCCGAAGAACAUUUGCGAAUCAUGUAACGAUAAUCUUGAGAAAGCAUUUGCAUUCGUAGUAAAAGUUGAUAAAGCUCGAAAUAUUCUAUCUGAUAUUUAUAAAAACAAAAAUAACUACUUAAAAGAACAAGACUCUGAUAUUUCAGAUAAUGAUUGUUUAAAAGGUGAAUAUUGUGACUAUUUAAAAAAUCAACAGAGCUGUGUUUUGGAAAAUGUAAAAGUAGAAUUUUCUGAUUAUCAACCGAACCAUGUUUUGGAUCAGGGUGUUAUUUUAGAACAACAACAGAACAAUGAUUUAGAGGAACAACAAAAUAAUAUUGUGGAACAACAGAAUGAUAUUGUGGAACAACAACAGAAUGUUAUUGUGGAAUACCAACAUAGUGAAGUUUCUUCAGGAAAUAAAUCUGAUUGCAAUGCUGGUUUAGACUUCGAAAUUUACUCUCAAUCUUCCAACGAUAGUUCUGAUAUAUCAGAAGCUGAAUCAAGUUCUGAAUGUGUUCGCAAUAAUAAAAUCAAAAAGAGUAGUGGGAGCACAGACUUGAUAUUAACCUGGAAUGAUUACCUCUGGACUUGUUCCAUUUGUGAAACUCAGUUUUCUAACAAUGAAGAACUAAAACUACAUUCAAUGCAAUACCACCAAAUUUGUAAUCCAUUAAAAUGUCAUGAAUGUAACAUAAGGAAAUUGUAUUUAAAUGCAUUCAUUGUACAUGUUCAAAGGCAUAACACUCAUCUCAAAUUUAUGUGCUACAAAUGUAAUUGUAAAUUUACAUGUACCCGUGCACUAAAUAGUCACACAAGAUCAGCACACGGGCCUAAAACAAAAUAUGUAUGUCCCGGUUGCAAUGUUGAUUUUGAAAGUUCAGAAGAAUUAAAAGUGCAUAUGGAUACAUUCUAUAGAGGAAAACGGUUCAUACAUGUACCAGUUGAGUUGGUCUCUAAUCAGAAUAGCCUAACCUGUGAUAUUUGUCAAAAGUCAUUUAACAACAAACGAUUACUCCACAGUCAUUUAUUUAUACAUACUGAUAGAAAAAAGGAGCAUAUUUGUGAUAUAUGUGGUAAAGGUUUUGUUAGUAAAAAUCAAUUGAAAUGCCACACAAUGUCACAUAAAGACAACCGAUCCCAUGAGUGCAAUAUUUGUAAGAGUAGUUUCAAAACAUUGACACAUUUGAAAAAGCAUAAAGCCAUUCAUAGUAAUGAGAAGCCCCAUAAAUGUGAUCAAUGUGGAAAGGGGUUCCGUUUGAAAAGUUAUCUCAAAUCACAUUUAAUAAUUCACACAAACUCUCUGCCAUUUGACUGCAUCUAUUGUGACAAAAAGUUUAGAUUUAAAUCUAUUCGUGACCAACACAUAAGACAGCACACUGGGCUCAAACCAUAUUCAUGUGAAAUUUGUUCAAGAGAUUUUACAAAUUGGUCUAAUUAUAACAAACAUAUGAAAAGGCGUCAUGAUUUGAAUAUGGCUAAGAGAAAAACGACACCAGAAGGUGUGUAUCCAAUUAACCCAUCUACUGGUAAAAUAAUAAAAUAUGAUGUUAAUGAAACUCUGGAAUCAAAGAAUCAGAAUAUCAAAGGGAGAGUCAAGAGGAUGACAUCAUUCCAUAAAAAUCCACAAAUUAAUGAUUUGGAUGGUGCCCAAAAUGACAAAUCUGAAACAAAAUAAUUUCUAGUGGAUUUUAUUUAGAUAAAGUGUUAGUAUUCAAAUUAAGUCAAUUCAAAUUCUAUCUUAUAUAGUUUAAAUUAUAAAUUAUAUUUAAUAUUUUCAGUGAAAUAUUUAUGUAAGUUGCAUGUAACAUUGUUUAAAAAAAAAUUAAGUUUCAUGGUAAAAAUCUUUGUAUUGACCCACCAUUAAAUAGGCUUAGAGGAGACGCGAUAAAAAGGGGAAAUAACUCUUUAUAAAGAUAAAGAGUAUAUUUGCCCUUCCUAUGCAUCUCCUCUGUCAAUUAAAGGUAGCAACGCAUCCGCAA
Messenger RNA from Papilio polytes (common Mormon), 2327 nucleotides. Its product is annotated as zinc finger protein-like. The transcript has a single exon. The record is from RefSeq and is a predicted model, not a curated record. Gene Ontology annotation, cellular component: nucleus. Lineage: Eukaryota; Metazoa; Arthropoda; Insecta; Lepidoptera; Papilionidae. Gene Ontology annotation, biological process: regulation of transcription by RNA polymerase II. Bases 203 to 2023 code for a protein of 606 amino acids. Gene Ontology annotation, molecular function: DNA-binding transcription factor activity, RNA polymerase II-specific; RNA polymerase II cis-regulatory region sequence-specific DNA binding; zinc ion binding.